UAAUAAUUAAAAAAAAACAUUUAUGUAUAUAUUAUUUAAUUAUCUCUGCUUUGAUCUCUGCUACGCUUUGAAAGCUUAACAUUUCAUCUUCUUCAUUGAGGCUAGGGUUUUUCAAACUUUUAAUUUAGAUUUGAUCCAAAAAAAGCUAUGGUUAGUCCAGUUUCUGAAGGUAAAGGAGCUGUGCCGUGUGAUUUCUGCAAUGAACAAAUAGCGGUUCUUUACUGCCGAGCAGACUCGGCCAAGCUGUGUUUGUUUUGUGACCAGCACGUACACUCAGCGAAUCUGCUCUCUCGUAAGCACGUACGGUCUCAGAUCUGUGAUAAUUGUAGCUCUGAACCGGUUUCGGUUCUGUGUUCGACCGAUAAUUUGGUGCUUUGUCAAGAGUGUGAUUGGGAUGCACACGGUAGUUGUUCCGUGUCGGCGGCGCACGAUCGGACAUUGGUGGAAGGGUUUUCUGGUUGUCCGUCGGCUUUGGAGUUGGCUUCGGUUUGGGGAUUUGAUCUGGAAGAGAAGAAAACGACGGAUCGGAACUGGAACGUGUGUCAUCAGGAUUUGAUGAUGCCGGCGGUGGAAUCGUGGUUGUACGAAACUAGCUUGCAAGAAAUGAUGGUGCCGUACGAGAGUUUUGGUUGUUACGGGGAGACGUUGAAGAAGCAGAAUACCGGAAGCGGGAAGUGUAAACAGGUAAUUUAUAAGCAGCUCGUUGAGUUGAUGAAAAGAGAUCUCAUGUGCGGCGGCGGAGGAGAAGGUGUUGGAGACGGUGGUGGUGGCGGUGGAGGUGAAGAGAAUCUAGCGUCGAACGUCGAACAAAACGGCGGGUUUUUGACUCAACAAGAAGUUUUACAGCCGUUGCCGGAACCGGGAACGGAAACGCAAACGCAAGCUCUAUUCACUUCUUUGCUUAUGAUGCAAACGCAAGAGAGUGAGCGCAUCGUUAAUGGAGGAAAUGUGGUAUUAAACGGUAAUCCGAACAAUCAAACUUCUCAGAUUUGGGAUUUUAAGUUAGGACGAUUGAGGGGUCAAGAAGAAUGUAGCCAAUCUCGAUUAGAAGAAGAAGUUGGGUACGGUGGUGAUGCAGCUUUCGUGAUUAAGAAUUUCAGUCAAUGUAUGAAAGAGACAUCUUUGACUGAUAAUGGUAAUUUGAUGGGUUACCCUCCUUCAAAACACGAUUUGGCUUCACUCAAUAAUAACGACUCGAAUCAUCCAGGGGCAAGUCAGGGACCAUCCACAUCUGAGAGCAACAAUCUACCAAUACCAAAGCCAUCAUCAGGGUCAGCUCUUGGUAAACCCAAAGGCUCUACCGGUUGUAAUGAUGUUCACUUCUCCGAACAACCUUUCCUUGUGAGGCCGGUCGACCACACAACGCUAACUGCAACCAGUAAGGCGGAUCGUGAGUUGCUGGCACAAAACAGAGGCAAUGCCAUGCAACGUUACAAGGAGAAGAAGAAAACAAGAAGGUAUGAUAAACACAUACGAUAUGAAUCGAGGAAGGCUAGAGCGGAUACGAGGAAACGAGUGAAAGGUCGAUUUGUGAAGGCUACUGAAGCUCCUGAUGAUUAAAAAGGCUGUACUACUGAGAGUGAGUGAUCUUUUUUGCUUAGAUUGCUGUAAAUAUUUCCUUUGUUACAUCUAAACCUGUAAUUUUAGCAUUUCUAUAUUCUCUAUUAGUUUGAUGUUAGCUGGUUCCUUCACAUUUAAAAUUUUGCUCUUUCCUUCCUAACGACACAAACAAUGGAAUUUUGAGUUAUGGUAAGGCAAAGGAGGGGUGGAGGAUGAUUGUGAUUA
This is a messenger RNA of Gossypium raimondii (Peruvian cotton), 1785 nucleotides long. Its product is annotated as zinc finger protein CONSTANS-LIKE 14. NCBI's taxonomy places the organism in Eukaryota, Viridiplantae, Streptophyta, Magnoliopsida, Malvales, Malvaceae. The record is from RefSeq and is a predicted model, not a curated record. Gene Ontology annotation, molecular function: zinc ion binding; protein binding. Bases 148 to 1560 code for a protein of 470 amino acids. The transcript has 4 exons.